CUGUACAACGGCGCCCUCCGAUGACGGCAUAAUUCCUCGACAGGCUAAUUAGUUAGCUGACGGCGACGAACCCCGGAGCAGCGGAGCUACCGUCACCUGUCCGUCACCGGGAUCAUCUUCACGGGAAAGAUAGUUGGGUCUCCCUCCCUCAGUGAAUACAGAGAGGUCUGAGCCUCCGUCACCAUGACAGACAACAAGCGCCUCGCCUUCUCCAUCAUCCAGUUCCUCCACGAUCAGCUCCAGUCAGGGGAUCUGACGUCCAGCGCCCAGGAGAGUCUGGAGGUUGCUGUUCAGUGUUUGGAGACAGCGUUUGAUGUAUCGACCGAUGAUCAGAGCCUCGCUGUCCCCAUGACGUUACCGGAGAUCUUCGCCUCCGCCACAGCAAAGCUCAGUCGCAGGUCAACAACAACUCCACCUCAAACUCUUAGUGAGGAACAGAGAGCUGAGGCUGAGAGACUGAAAACCGACGGUAACGACCAAAUGAAGGUCGACAACUUUGCAGCUGCUGUUGAGUUUUACUCGAAGGCCAUUUUCAUCAACCCUCAGAACGCCGUCUACUACUGCAACAGAGCUGCAGCGAACAGUAAACUGGGGAACUAUGCUGGAGCCGUACAGGACUGUGAACAGGCCAUCAGCAUCGACCCCAACUACAGUAAAGCCUACGGGAGGAUGGGUUUGGCUCUGGCGAGCCUCAACAAACACACAGAAGCAGCGACUUACUAUAAAAAAGCUCUGGAGCUCGACCCCGACAACGACACAUACAAAACCAACCUGAAGAUCGCAGAGGAGAAGAUGGAUACGUCCAGUCCGACAGCAGGGAUGGGUGGAGUCGACCUGGCUGGUCUGCUCAGUAACCCCGGCUUCAUGAACAUGGCGUCGUCUCUGAUGAACAACCCUCAGGUUCAGUCGCUGAUGUCGGGGAUGAUGUCCGGAGCGUACGGCGGGGUGGGGGGAGGUGGAGCAGGAGGCGGGGCAGGACCAGGAGUUGGACCAGGAGUUGGACCAGGAGUUGGACAAGGAGUUGGACAAGGAGCUGGACCAGGAGUUGGACAAGGAGUUGGACAAGGAGCUGGACCAGGAGUUGGACCAGGAGUUGGACCAGGAGUUGGAGUCCCUGGAGCUGCUGGAUCCGGAGAUUUAUCAGGACUGAUCCAGGCAGGUCAGCAGUUCGCUCAGCAGAUGCAGCAGCAGAACCCCGAACUCAUCGAACAGCUGAGGAGUCAAAUCCGCAACCGAACGCCCAGCACAGGAAACGAGGAGCAGCCGUGACAUCAGACAUCGUUGUGAGAAUCUCAUGUGGAGGAGACGAGCAGACCUUUUUUUUCUUUCUGAUCUGGAUCAUUAACGCUCGAAGGACUUGAAAGAGGUUUUUUUUUCCAUCACUGAAUAAUUCCUGCAUGAGAGAGGUGUGGGGGGGGGCUCAUUCAGGAGCCACGUCACCAAAAACAACGCCCACUUCCUGUGGCGCUGUGUUUUUUAUGAAGAACUAUGUGACUCAACACUUUGACAUCAAACACAUUGAAAUCUAAUAAACCAAGCUCUGAUAACAACAAUGUCCCAGAUGUUAAACAGCUGCAGAGUAGGUGUGUGUGUGUGUGUGUGUGUGUGUGUGUGUGUGUGUGUGUGUGUGUGUGUGUGUGUGUGUGUGUGUGUGUGUGUGUGUGUCAGAGCUAUUUAAACAGAGAUGGGAAAUUAAAAAGAGCAUCUCAACAUUUUACAUCUUCUGUCUGAUGAGUUUUCUCUCCUGUCAAACAAAUAAUAAAAACUCUAUAUACA
Molecule: messenger RNA, 1776 nt
Organism: Hippoglossus stenolepis (Pacific halibut)
Lineage: Eukaryota; Metazoa; Chordata; Actinopteri; Pleuronectiformes; Pleuronectidae
Product: small glutamine-rich tetratricopeptide repeat-containing protein alpha-like
Biological process (GO): post-translational protein targeting to endoplasmic reticulum membrane
Cellular component (GO): membrane; TRC complex
Molecular function (GO): molecular adaptor activity; protein binding
Source: RefSeq, a predicted model, not a curated record